GAAAAAGAGAGAAUAAAAAAAAAAAAAAAAAAAAAAAGGCAAAAUCAAACAAAGAGUUAGGGUUUGACUGAUAAAAACCCUGAAAAUCGCGUGAAAAAAAACGUAAAAUUCAUCCAAAGAAGAGAGAGAAAGAGGCAUCAAGAAAAAGAAAAAAAAUUAUAAAAAAGAAAAAUUAGAAAAAGCACAAAUCAGCAGAUUCCGACGAGUUCGGACUGUUGAGCCAAAACCCACAUCUUCUUCUUUCUUCCGAUCUGUGAAUUUGGACCCACAAAUUUGCCGCCAAAAUAUACUUUUCUUUUUUUGAUUUCUUACCUCAUUGAUUAUUAUCAUCACACCUUCCAAUUUUCCUAUAAUUGUUGAAAUUUAUAUACUGAAAAAAGGGGAAAAAAAGUGAGUGAAAAAAGUGGGGUAUUGGGUAUUUUUAUUUAAAGAAAUUGACACUUGAAUUUUCAGAAGUGGGGGCAAAAUUUGAAAUGAGGGUUUUCUCAUUUUGUUGAUUAGGAUUUCUGGGAAUUUUCCCAAUUUUUGAUUUUUCUUGUUUUUUUUUUGGGGGUUGUUUUAGGGGUUUAAUUUUAUGCAAUCUGGCGGUGGGUCCCAGCACGCCGGUGCCGGCGGGCAUGGUCGGAGUCCGGCGUCUGCCGCCGCAUCGCCAUCGUCAUCGUCAUCGGCGGCCUCGCAACAGCAGCAGCAGCAGCAGCAACAACAACAGCAUUUUGAUUCAAUUCAGCAGCAACAACAGCAACAGCAAAGACAGUCACUACAACAACAACUGCUACGAAAACCUGAAGGAAAUGAAGCCAUCCUAGCUUUCCAAGCUGCUGGUUUGCAGGGUGUUAUGGGUGGGGCUAAUUUCAUGGGAUCUCCAAGCUCAUUGCAAUUUUCACAGCAGCAAAGAAAAUACCUUGAUAUGGCUCAGCAACAUGGAUCUCCUCAUUUACGUGAAGAAGGUCAAAAUAAGAAUCCUGCUCAUGAGCAACAAGGUUUAAAUCCAGUCCAUCAAGCAUAUAUGCAAUAUGCUAUGCAGGCUGCAAAGCAAAAAUCUGUUAUGGGCAUGCAACCUCAAGGGCAAACUAACAUGGGAAUGGGAAGCCCUUCAUCUUCAAAAGACCAGGAUAUGCGUAUGGCAAAUAUGAGAAUGCAGGAGCUUGCUUCAAUGCAGGCAACUAACCAGGCCCAGGCAGCUGCAUCAAAGAAGUCAUCUGAGCCUUUUGGUCGUGUCGAGAAGCAGAUAGAACAAGGUCAGCAGGGGGGCUCUGAUCAGAGGAAUGAGCCAAAGCCCCCUAUGAUGCAGACUAGUAUGGGACAUCCUGCUUCUGCUAAUAUGAUGAGGCCUGUACAAAAUCCACAGGCUCAGGCAGGGAUUCAAAACAUGGGAAAUAAUCAAAUGGCUGUUGCGGCUCAGUUACAGGCAUGGGCACGGGAACGUAAUAUCGAUUUGUCACAACCUGCAAAUGCCAAUUUGGUGGCGCAGCUGAUGCCAUUAAUGCAGUCUAGGAUGAUUUCUCAGCAAAAGUCGAAUGAAAGUAAUUCACAGCCUUCUCCUGUCCCUAUGCAAAGACAGCAGGUUACUUCUCCACCUGCUACUAGUGAAAGUUCACCCCGUGCAAACUCUUCAAGUGAGGUUUCUGGGCAGUCAGGUGCUUCUAGAGCUAGGCAAACAGUUCCACCUGGUCCAUUUGGUUCAGCUUCAAAUGCUGGUAUAGGUAACAGUACUAACAAUUUGCCUGCACAGCUCUCUGUACACAGUAGAGAUAACCAGGCACCUUCAAUGCAAUCACCAAUGGUGGGAAAUGGAAUGGCUUCUGUCCAGGCAUCACGCCCUUCUAUGAACUUGAACCAAGGUUCAGAACAUUCUAUGAAUGUUAAAAAUGCAGGAAAUGGUCAAGAAGCAUUGCAAAUGCAGUAUCCUAGACAGGUAAACCAGCCAUCGUCUCGACCAGCAAGUGCACCAAAUGAUGGAGGAUCAGGAAAUAAUCUUCCUCUCCCAGCUCAGCCGCCAUCCCAGAUCUCUCAGCAGCAAUCUGGAUUCACUAAACAGCAACUUCAUGUUCUUAAGGCCCAAAUUCUUGCCUUUAGACGCCUAAAGAAAGGGGAAAGCACUCUUCCCCAAGAAUUGCUUCGAGCUAUUGCUCCCCCUCCUCUUGAAUCACAACCACUGCAGUCUGUUGUCCCUGCUGGUUCUAUUAAUCAGGAUAAGUCCACUGUUAGAAAUGCUGAUGAAAGUCCAAAGCAUGCGGACUCUGGUGAGAAGGCUCCCCAAGCUCCCCCGCCUGCUCUUGCAAAAAAUUCCCUCAAAGAGGAGAUUUCUACAAUUGAUGAAAAGGCAACAAUCUCAACUAAUAUGGCAGGUGCAACAUCUGUGACUAGAGAGACUUCUUCAGUAUUAUCUCCUGAGAAGGAGGAUCAGCAAGCUGCUCCUGUUAUUAUUAAAGCUGAACAAGAUGUUGAACGCAAUUUACAAAAAACUCCUAAAAGAAAUGAUGUUGGUACGGAUAGGGGUAAGGCUAUUGCGCCAGUAUCUGUUGGUGAAAGUGCACAGGCUAAGAAACCCCUGCAAACAGCUUCAUUAUCCCAGCCAAAAGAUGUCAGCUCAAGUAGAAAAUAUCAUGGUCCUUUAUUUGAUUUUCCCUGUUUUACUAGAAAGCAAGAUUCUCUUGGGUCUGCAGUUAUGGGUAAUAACAAUUUGUCUUUGGCGUACGAUAUCAAAGAUCUUCUUUCUGGAGAAGGAAUGGAAGUAAUUAAUAAUAAAAGGGCAGAGAACUUGAGGAAGAUUGGUGAGUUACUAGCAGUCAACUUAGAGAGGAAGAGGAUCAGGCCAGAUCUUGUUGUGCGACUGCAGAUUGAAGAAAAGAAGCUUAAACUUUUGAACCUUCAAGCACGUGUAAGGGACCAAGUAGAUCAUGAGCAGCAGGAGAUUAUGGCAAUGACUGACAGGGAAUAUAGGAAGUUUGUCCGUAUUUGCGAGCGACAACGGUUGGAGCUCUCAAGGCAAGUUCAGGCAUCACAGAAAGCUAUGAGAGAAAAGCAGCUCAAAGCUAUAUUUCAAUGGCGCAAGAAGCUUCUUGAGGCACAUUGGGCCAUCCGUGAUGCCCGGACAGCUCGCAACCGAGGUGUUGCAAAAUAUCAUGAGAGAAUGCUUAGAGAGUUCUCAAAGAGAAAGGAUGAUGAUAGAAAUAAAAGGAUGGAGGCAUUGAAGAAUAAUGAUGUGGAAAGGUAUAGGGAAAUGCUUCUGGAGCAGCAGACUAGCAUUUCAGGUGAUGCUGCUGAGAGAUAUAAUGUUCUUUCGACAUUUUUGACCCAGACUGAAGAAUAUCUUCACAAAUUGGGGAGCAAAAUAACUGCCACCAAAAGCCAGCAAGAGGUUCAAGAGGCUGCUGCUGUUGCUGCGGCUGCUGCUCGAUCUCAGGGCUUAUCAGAAGAAGAAGUUAGAGCUGCUGCUGCUUGUGCUGGUGAGGAAGUCAUGAUCCGAAAUCAGUUUUCCGAAAUGAAUGCACCUAAGGAUAGUUCAUCAGUGAACAAGUAUUACAGUCUUGCUCAUGCUAUAAAUGAGAGGGUCGUGAGACAGCCUUCGAUGUUGAGAGCUGGGACUCUGCGAGAUUAUCAGCUAGUUGGUCUACAGUGGAUGCUUUCUUUGUAUAACAACAAGUUGAAUGGAAUUUUGGCAGAUGAAAUGGGUCUUGGAAAAACUGUACAGGUGAUGGCAUUGAUUGCUUACUUGAUGGAAUUCAAAGGGAAUUAUGGACCCCAUCUAAUCAUAGUUCCGAAUGCUGUUUUGGUGAAUUGGAAGAGUGAGUUGCAUACCUGGCUGCCUUCUGUAUCCUGCAUUUACUAUGUUGGUGCAAAGGACCAAAGAGCCAAAUUAUUUUCUCAAGAAGUUUGUGCCAUGAAAUUUAAUGUUCUUGUCACAACCUAUGAGUUCAUUAUGUAUGAUCGUUCAAAGCUCUCUAAAAUUGAUUGGAAGUAUAUCGUGAUAGAUGAAGCACAGCGAAUGAAGGACCGAGAAUCAGUUCUAGCACGUGACUUGGACAGAUAUCGUUGCCAGAGGCGUCUUCUUUUGACAGGGACUCCUUUGCAGAAUGAUUUGAAGGAACUGUGGUCUCUAUUAAAUUUACUUCUACCUGAAGUAUUUGACAAUCGCAAAGCAUUCCAUGACUGGUUUUCUCAACCAUUCCAAAAAGAAGGCCCUACCCAUAAUGCUGAGGAUGAUUGGCUUGAGACAGAAAAGAAGGUUAUCAUUAUCCAUCGACUUCAUCAGAUUUUGGAGCCAUUUAUGCUCAGACGCCGUGUUGAAGAUGUAGAAGGCUCCCUUCCUGCUAAGGUGUCAUUUGUUUUAAAAUGUAAGAUGUCUGCUAUCCAGAGUUCUAUAUAUGAUUGGGUUAAAACUACUGGGACUCUUCGUGUGGAUCCUGAGGAUGAGAAGCUUAAGGUCCAAAAAAGUCCGUAUUACCAGGCUAGAGCUUACAGAACUUUAAAUAAUAGGUGUAUGGAACUCCGGAAACUUUGUAAUCAUCCAUUGCUUAGCUACCCAUUUUUUAAUGACUUUUCAAAGGAUUUUCUUGUGAAGUCAUGUGGGAAAUUAUGGAUCUUGGACAGAAUUCUUAUAAAACUUCACAGAACUGGACACCGGGUGCUCCUCUUUAGUACCAUGACCAAGCUUCUUGACAUCUUGGAGGAAUAUUUACAGUGGAGGCGACUCUUGUAUAGGCGAAUUGAUGGAACUACUAGCUUGGAAGACCGGGAAUCUGCAAUUGUGGACUUUAAUGAUCCGCAGACUGAGUGCUUUAUCUUUUUGCUGAGUAUCCGUGCUGCUGGACGAGGUUUAAAUUUACAAACUGCUGAUACAGUCAUUAUUUAUGAUCCUGAUCCGAACCCCAAAAACGAGGAACAGGCAGUUGCCAGAGCUCAUCGCAUAGGACAAAAAAGGGAAGUCAAAGUCAUCUACAUGGAAGCAGUUGUUGAUAAAAUACCUAGCCAUAUAAAGGAGGAUGAGUUCAGAACUGGAGGGAUGGUUGACUUAGAAGAUGAUCUUGUGGGAAAGGAUCGAUAUGUGGGUUCGAUUGAGAGCCUAAUAAGAAAUAAUAUUCAACAAUAUAAGAUUGACAUGGCUGAUGAAGUAAUCAAUGCUGGACGUUUUGAUCAAAGAACAACACACGAGGAGAGACGAAUGACAUUAGAAACGCUAUUGCAUGAUGAAGAGAGGUAUCAAGAGACUGUUCAUGACGUUCCCUCUCUGCAGGAGGUAAAUCGAUUGAUUGCAAGGAGUGAAGAAGAAGUUGAGCUCUUUGAUCAGAUGGAUGAAGAACUUGAUUGGAUUGAGGAGAUGACGAGGUAUGAUCAGGUACCUGAGUGGCUUCGAGCCAGUACCAAGGAAGUUAAUUCAGCCAUUUCAGCUUUGUCCAAGAAGCCGUCAAAGGACAUAUUUAGCGGCAAUGCGGAAGUGGAACCAGGUGAAACUGAGAAAAGAAGGGGGCGAUAUAAGGGGAAGAAAGUUCCUGUGUACACUGAGUUGGAUGAUGACAUUGGAGACUCCUCUGACGCUAGUUCUGAAGACAGAAAUGAAUAUUCUGCUCCUGAAGAGGAUGGUGAAGUUGGAGAAUAUGAAGAUGAGGAGGAGGAUGCUGCUGAAGACAAUAAAGACCAGUCAGAGGAGGAUGUUCCUGUUAAUGAUGGGUUUGAUUAUCCUCGAGCUAGUGAAAGUACCAGAGCUGGUCAUAUGGUAGAUGAACCUGGAUCCCCUGGAUCAUCAUCAGACAGUCGCAGGAUCACACGGGCAGUCUCACCCUCUGUAUCUUCUCAGAAGUUCGCAACUCUAUCAGCUAUAGAUGCCAGGCCUAGUUCUGGCUCCAAAAAACUGCUUGAUGAGCUCGAGGAGGGGGAGAUUGUUGUUUCUGGAGAUUCACAUUUGGAUAUGCAGCAGUCAGGUAGCUGGAAUCAUGAGCGUGAAGAAGGAGAAGAUGAACAGGUGGUGCAGCCCAAAAUCAAAAGAAAGCGUAGCAUAAGACUUCGGCCAAGGCAUACUAUUGAUAGACCAGAAGAGAGGUAUAGUGAAAAGAUGUCUCUUCAACGCGGAGAUCCAUCACAAUCUCAAUGUUUACCAGAUCAAAGGUUUGGAAGUCAAUUGAGGAUUGAUCCAGAGUCCAAAACGUUUGGAGAUUCUUCUGCUCUGAAGCAAGAUCAAUGUGAUAUGUCUUCAAAAACUCGUAGAAGCUUACCUUCAAGGAGAACCGGAAGUACAUCAAAGCUGCAUGCCUCUACUCAAUCUGGUAGAUUGAAUAGCUUGUCUAAUCCCACCGAAGAAGCAUUCGAGAAUUCCAGGGACAGUUUUGAUGGUAACAAAGAUGUGAACACAUCCGGAAAUUCAAGCUUUGGUGCUAAGAUGUCCGACAUCAUUCAGAGAAGGUGCAAGAAUGUGAUCGGCAGGGUCCAGAAGAGGAUAGACAAGGAAGGCCAUGUUGUACCUCUCCUGAUAGAUUUGUGGAAGAAAACUGAAAGUUCAGGCUAUACAAAUGGACCAGGAAACAAACUAUUGGAUUUACGUAAAAUAGACCAUCGAAUUGACAGACUACAGUAUAGUGGAGUGAUGGAAGUUGUUAAUGAUGUGCAAUUGAUGUUGAAAAGUGCAGUGCAGUAUUAUGGUUUUUCACAUGAGGUGAGAUGUGAAGCAAGGAAAGUUCAUGAUCUAUUUUUCGACAUAUUGAAGGGUUCUUUCCCAGAUGUUGAUUUCCAGGAGGCCAAAAAUACUGUGUCUUUCUCUGGUCCACCAUCAACUGCAGCUUCUGUUGCUUUGAGAUCCACAUCUGCAUCACAAGGUAGUAAUAGAAAGCAAAGAUUGAUGAAUGAUGUUGAACGAGGUGAUUUGAACCCAUCCCCAAGGCAGUCAUUGCGAGGUCCCCCUAUUAUGGCUAAUGAAGACUCAAGGAUGACGAGAUCCCAUUUGCCUGUAAAAGAAUCGAGGCUCGGCAGCAGUAGCAUUCGAGACCAAGAUGACUCUCCCCUGCUGACUCACCCAGGAGACUUGGUUGUAUGCAAGAAAAAGAGGAAGGACAGGGAAAAGCCUGCGGCUGUGAAUACAAGAUCUGGGUCCACAGGACCUGUCUCUCCUCCAAGCAUGGGACGAAGUAGUAUAAGGAGCCCUGGUUCAGUGUCAACCCCAAGGGAUAGUCGAGCAGGUGGGCAGCAGCAGAUGUGGUCCAAUCAGUCGUCCCAACAGGUUAAUGGCAGCGGUAGUAGUGGUGGAACGAUUGGAUGGGCCAACCCUGUAAAGAGAUUGAGGACAGAUGCAGGAAAGAGGAGACCGAGCAUUAUGUGAUUGAAACAUUAUAUUACAUUUGAAGUAUGAUGAUGUUUAAAGAAAAUUCCUUUGCCCUUAAUGUGUAAGCAGGUAUAGGGUAACUAGUAGAUCUGUACAAGUACAGUUAGGCUUUUAGGCUUUACCCCGCUCCCUCUAAUUUUUUCUUAGUGUUUUUCCUCCUUUUGCUAAGCAUAUACUUCCUUUUCGUUGUCAUAUAAUUCGAGCAUCAUUGCCGCCAUUGUAUAUCUGGUGCUCUGUCCUGUGAAUGUUAUGUUCUCAUAGCACUAUAGUCUCCUCUCUGGCUCUCUGUUAAUGUUAUUUAGUUUGCGUUGUGGCGCACAUUAGCUAUCAUUCGGCAAUGCUGUAUCAGUGUCACUUUUAAUAUACAGAGUAAUUGAUCACACCUUAUUUUUGA
Chenopodium quinoa (quinoa) is the source of this 7706-nucleotide messenger RNA. RefSeq names its product ATP-dependent helicase BRM-like. Gene Ontology annotation, molecular function: ATP-dependent chromatin remodeler activity; ATP binding; DNA binding. NCBI's taxonomy places the organism in Eukaryota, Viridiplantae, Streptophyta, Magnoliopsida, Caryophyllales, Amaranthaceae. Gene Ontology annotation, cellular component: nucleus. Gene Ontology annotation, biological process: positive regulation of transcription by RNA polymerase II. The record is from RefSeq and is a predicted model, not a curated record. The transcript is spliced from 14 exons. Bases 575 to 7309 code for a protein of 2244 amino acids.